Schistocerca nitens (vagrant locust) is the source of this 937-nucleotide messenger RNA. RefSeq names its product mite allergen Der f 3-like. The record is from RefSeq and is a predicted model, not a curated record. NCBI's taxonomy places the organism in Eukaryota, Metazoa, Arthropoda, Insecta, Orthoptera, Acrididae. Gene Ontology annotation, biological process: proteolysis. Gene Ontology annotation, molecular function: serine-type endopeptidase activity. The transcript is spliced from 7 exons. The coding region runs from base 1 to 807 and encodes 268 amino acids.
AUGCCGCAGGCAGCGUUGCUUCUGUUGCUGAUAGUAGCAUCCGUGAAGUGCGCCCCAGGUGGCGUAGUGCCGCGGGAGGCGUCGGCACUACAGGGUCGCAUAGUCAACGGCAUCCUAGCUGCACCUGGGGAGUUUCCUCAUCAGGUGUCGCUGCAGAGGAAACCAAGUAAAAGCCACAUGUGUGGCGCCUCUGUCUUGAACCAGCACUGGGCACUCACCGCAGCCCACUGCGUCCAAGUGGAAGACACGUUCGAGGUGCUAGCUGGCACCAACAGCCUCGGCGAAGGGGGCACCAGACACACGGUGACUGCCAUUGAAACUCAUGUGGCUUACGACCCUAAUGAUGUCUGGGUCAACGACAUCACCGUAGUCAGGGUAUCCCCCGCUUUUCCAAUUGAUGGCGUCAAAGUGGCGCCAAUACAGCUGCCAGAACAGGGAGAGGAGGUUCCAGACGGCGCCAAUGUCACCGUCAUCGGCUGGGGAAAUUUCUGGUACAACGGCCUGAGUCCAAUUGAGCUGCGCAAAGUGGACGUUCAAGUAACAAGCCAAGAGGAAUGUGAGGCGGUGUGGAAUGACUAUGGCCGCCCCAUCUACCCUACGCAGAUCUGCGCUGCUCGUUUUGACGAUAAAACCUACGGCCCGUGCCACGGUGAUUCAGGGGGUCCAUUGCUCUAUGAGGGAAAGAUUGUGGGGAUUGCGUCGUGGGGCUAUGCAUGUGGCGAGCCUCCCUACCCUUCGGUCUACACACGUGUCUCUAGCUACGUGGACUGGAUCAUUGAGAAGACUAAUGCAUCAGUGGUGUAUUGAUAGCACCGUUGGAUCUGUAUUUGCUAUAGUUUUUAAAUAUUGGUAAAAGUUAAUAUUGUGUUAUUACAGUAUGUUAUUUAUGUCAAUGUCUGUCUAAAAGUCACAAUAAAAUUUCAUCAUAAGUUUCUUA